Gastrolobium bilobum is the source of this 1072-nucleotide messenger RNA. Its product is annotated as lysine-rich arabinogalactan protein 19. Gene Ontology annotation, cellular component: plasma membrane. The transcript is spliced from 2 exons. The record is from RefSeq and is a predicted model, not a curated record. NCBI's taxonomy places the organism in Eukaryota, Viridiplantae, Streptophyta, Magnoliopsida, Fabales, Fabaceae. The coding region runs from base 135 to 929 and encodes 264 amino acids.
UGAUGUUGCAAUCACAUGAAGGCUACAUUCCUCCUUCCACAGAUAAUCCACGCAAUACGUUUCAACCGUCUGCUUUAUCAUAGCCCAUAAAUAAGAAGCAAAAUCCUCUCUAGCCUACCAAAUCCUAACGUACAAUGGCAGCAGCAAUGUUCUGGGCUUUGGCUUUAGCAAGCCUCUGCUGCCUCCUAGCAUCCAAUGCCCAAUCACCAGCUACAGCACCACCAAAGUUGCCACCUACAACCCCAACAGCAACUAGCCCAUCUUCAGGCACACCACAAGUGGCAACACAACCACCCAUUGUGGCAUCAUCCCCUCCCACCACAAGCAAACCACCAACUGCAACCCAGCCACCUGCAAAUGUGGCUCCCAAACCUGCUCCUGUGACACCACCAGCUCCCAAGGCUGCCCCAGCUUUAAGCCCAAAAGCCCCAUCACCCCAAAUUCCACCACCACAACCACCAAAGAGUCCACCUGUCCCAACUCCUACAUUGCCACCACAAUUACCACCACCAAAGAUAUCCCCAACACCAGUGCAAACACCACCAGCCCCUGCACCGGCAAAGGCAACACCAGCACCCGCACCCACAAAGCAAGCACCAACACCAUCACCUGUUCCUUCACCACCAACACCAGCACCGGUGCCUGUAACAGCAACACCAGCACCAGCUCCUGAAUCCCCCAAGCACAAGAAAGGAAGACAUAGGCACAAGCACAGGAGACAUCAAGCACCAGCUCCAGCACCAACAAUUAUUCGCAAAAGUCCCCCAGCACCACCUGAUACUACAGCAGAUGCGGACACAGCACCAGCUCCAGCACCAAGUCUGAAUUUGAAUGGUGCACCAUCGAGCCAUCAGCAAGGGAGAAAUAUAUGGGCAACGGCUGGACUUGCUAUUACUGUUUUGCUAGCUGUCACUGGCUACAGCUGCUAGCAGUCUCAUAGUGACCAUGGAUUCAAUCUAAGCAGUUAUUUGGUUUGCAAAAUAUAAAAUCAUUUCGCAUGUAUAGAUCUGAAUAAUGAGUCUAUACCUACGAUUUUUUUCUCUCUUUCUUUUAUUCUUGACGUGAUUUUUGU